UUUAUUGUGAUUUUAAGUUCUAUGGUUUAUCAUAAAGUCCAGGUAUUCAGAAAUAAAAACAGAUUCUUUUGGCUUAAUUAUUUUGAUACCCAGAUCUUGUUUCCUUUGGAUGGGAAAGAAACUUGACAAGAUAGUCUAAUUCCAUUUUGCUGGAACCGCUACUUUUAAAGCACAACUCCAUCAUGGGUAAGGAUCAAACACCUCAUUCUUCCAAUUUCCCAGCGCUAAAUUCAAUAUUUACUCUUAACAGUUUCGAUAUGUGGUAAACAUUAUGCCAUUAUUUGUUGACUUAGUUGGAUUUAAUCAUCUCCUCUGACCAUUGAAUCCUAUAGAAAUUUCCUUUAAUUAAUUUAUCUUCAUUUGGCCUAUGCUUUUGUUUUGAGACCUUGUUCAAAGGCUGAAAGUUUCACUUAAUUUGGUGAUGCACCCAAAGAAGCCGUCCUCAACUGGAUUAAAUUGUUUAUUUAUUUAUUUUGGACAAUUUCGGUUGCUCCCAUACUGAUUUCCUUAUAUAGAAUCUUUUAUAUGAGAAAUUGCAGUCCUUAGAUAUGAAAGAUUCAAUUGAAUGGUCUCUUUCACUCUUGGGUUCUUAGUCUUUUGUUAUCUCGAGAUGUUAUUCAAAGUGCUUUGAUAAUUUCACCUUUGAUCUCAAAAUGGGUAUUCUUACUUUUCACUGUCUUAUGGUGAAUCAAUGCUCUUAUUAGUUCACACAGAAUCCUUCCCUCUCUAUCUCAUAUACUUUAUGAUGUUUAGUCUGCUGUAGUUUUGGAAUGCUUCACGCUUUUCAGAAUUAUUUCAUUCCCAUCUCCUAAACAGAGCUGACAAGAACAAAUGACUUAUUCUUAUCUUAUGCUUGAAGUCUUGGGGAAUAUAGGGGACAUGAUUCUGCAAGUAGAACCUCUUAAUUCUUUCGAAUAACGUAGGCUGUUUGCUUUUGUUUUGUCAUAUAUAGAAUUUUGAAGUAGAUUAGUCCUCGUUCUCGUUGGGGUUUGUGGUUUGUCGAUAGAUUUGAUUGUUCUUAAAUGAAUACCAACAAGGUCAGGCCUCAUCUAUGUAAUCUUAGAUCAUCGAGUGAUGCUCAAUUUGAAUUGGUGAACUCUUCAUGUGGAAAUGUUAGUUCAAAAGAGAGAUGGACUCCUUUAAAGCAUACUCAGAAAAAUAUUGGUGAUUCUAUUGGUUCAUAUAUGCAAUCCGAGGCGGCUUCAUCAUCCCUGGCCUUCAUGCUUCCCAGUCUUUCGAAUAGUGGUGCUAAAUGUGUUGGCUCGACUCUUGAUGCCUUCUAUGCUGCUGAAAGAUUAAUGGGUUUUCCUAAUUUUGGGUACCAACUUGAUACUCUUCCAUCAUUCUCUCAAUCAGCAAAGGAUUCUUUGGAAUCUCAACUCUCCAUGAACUCAGAGAAUCUAAGUGAUUCUGUUUCUUGUAGAGAGGGUACAUUGGAAUCUCUUGUGAAGUUACCUGUGCAGGGGGGUUGCAAUUCUAUGGUUUUUGAUGAUGCACAAAGAUUUCCAGAUGGGAGUCCUCAAAAUUGUUUCGUUGUAUGUGAUCCAUUGAAUUCUUUGGUAAACGACCCUAGCCUACAGUCUGAAAAUGAUAAGGGAUUAUCAAAGAUAUCUACUGUCGUUGCCCCAAAUAAAACACGAAUAAGGUGGUCUCAGGAUCUCCAUGCGAAGUUUGUAGAAUCAGUUAAUAUCCUUGGAGGUGCAGAUAAGGCAACUCCAAAAGGGAUUUUGAAGCUGAUGAAUUCAGAAGGUCUGACCAUUUAUCAUGUCAAGAGCCAUUUGCAGAAAUAUCGGUCUGCCAAGUUCCUACCCGAGUCUUCUUUAGGCAAAGCUGAUAGAAGAGCCUCAACUAGUGAAGCAGAACAGAUUGACCCAAAAACUGGUUUGCAAAUUACUGAAACAUUGAGGAUGCAGCUAGAAGUCCAGCGGAGCCUCCAUGAGCAGCUAGAGGUUCAACGGAAGCUCCAGAUUAGGAUCGAAGAGCAGGGAAAGAAACUUCAAAAGAUGUUCGAGGAACAACUGAAAGCAAAUGGAAGUACCUUUGAGCAAGAAAACUCAGAAACACUUGCUCCUAAUGAGGAUACAGUAUCUCUGGAAGAUGAUCAAAUUUUAAUUCCUGAAGAAGGAUCCAGGAACACUAACUCGCCAUCGAAAAUCAGUUAGGGAAAAGAACAACGGGUAACAUGAAUCUCAGACUUUUUUGAUCCCAGGUAAAUACAAAGAUGUUUAAGAUAGGACAUAGAUUAGAUGGAAAGCUUGUUUUGUAUUGUAGAUAUUGGGAAACAUGUCUGUUCUAUUUCUGUAUUUCGUUUGAGAUGAUGUCUUCUGUCACUUGAAAUUUGCAUACAUCAGUUACUAAAUAUGUUACCCCCGUUGUUUA
Asparagus officinalis (garden asparagus) is the source of this 2379-nucleotide messenger RNA. Its product is annotated as myb family transcription factor PHL5-like. NCBI's taxonomy places the organism in Eukaryota, Viridiplantae, Streptophyta, Magnoliopsida, Asparagales, Asparagaceae. The transcript is spliced from 7 exons. Bases 1023 to 2162 code for a protein of 379 amino acids. The record is from RefSeq and is a predicted model, not a curated record. Gene Ontology annotation, molecular function: DNA binding; DNA-binding transcription factor activity.